ACGAUGUCUGUAUGCAGUAUGCGAGGCUCCUCUUGCCACCACACACUGUCUCCUUGUUCGUGGAAAUUGGGGCUGUUGAGAAUUCCGACCUCGAAUUCCGGUUUGGCUCUUUCAUUCAGUCGCUCUGCUCUGUCUCCCGUGUGUCUCUGUGCUACCGCGUCAAGUUUUUGGCAACUAAAAAUCCCCGUCAUUUCUGGUUUUUGAGUCUCCCUCCCAGAAAAUCCCAUUCCCAACCCCGGCUAUGGCGGCGAGUGCAAAACGAAAGCAGGAGGAGAAGCACCUAAAGAUGCUCCGGGAGAUGACGAGCCUGCCUCCCAAUAGAAAGUGCUUUGACUGCGACCAGCGCGGCCCGACCUACGCCAAUAUGACCGUGGGCUCGUUCGUCUGCACCUCUUGCUCGGGCAUCCUACGAGGCCUAAAUCCACCCCACAGAGUGAAGUCUAUCUCCAUGACUACCUUCACACAGCAGGAAAUAGAGUUUUUGCAGAAACAUGGCAAUGAGCUGUGCAAACAGAUUUGGUUGGGAUUGUAUGAUGACAGAUCUUCUAGCAUUCCUGACUUCAGAGAACCACAGAAAGUGAAAGAAUUCCUUCAAGAAAAAUAUGAAAAGAAACGAUGGUAUGUCCCUGCAGAACAAGCGAGGGUUGUCGCGUCGGUUCAUGCUUCCGUGUCGGGCUCCUCCGCCAGCAGCACGAGCAGCACCCCUGAAGUCAGACCGCUGAAGUCGCUUCUUGGAGAGACUGUACCGGCACUGCACUUAAACAGAAGCACACCAGGCCAAUCCCCGGUGGUUAGUCGUGUACAAGCGCAGCAACCGCAACAUUUCCAACAAGACAAGAAGCAGUUUGAUCUCCUCAGUGAUCUGGGAGGUGAUAUCUUUGCAGCUCCUGCUCCAGCCCCAGCUCCAACCUCUCAGUCUACAGGCUCUGCAAACUUUGCAAACUUCGCAAAUUUCAACAGUCAUACAGCUCAGAAUAAUGCAAAUGCAGACUUUGCAAACUUUGAUGCAUUUGGAAAUUCUAGUGCAUCGGGUAAUUUUGGAGGUUUCCCCACAGCGACUCAGCUGCCGUUCCAGCCCCCGAAUACAGCGUUCAGAACGCUUUCAUCCAGCUGCAGUUUUGGUGAAUUUACUACAGCUUUCCCUCUUCAUGCUGCGCACAGGGCGAGUGGACCGGUGAGCAACGCUAGUUCUGCUCCAUCUGUGACAGCUGUGUCCACUUCAAGUCAGCCUUCAUCUGUAGGAGGAGACAAAUAUGCUGCAUUGGCAGAGUUAGACAGUGUCUUUAGCACCCCAGCACCUACCAGUAAUGUCUAUAAUGCACCCAGCAGUGUUAGCAGCAGCGUUUUCGGACCAGUAACUGGUGCAAGUCAAACACAGUCACAGUCAGUGAUAUCCAGCAUCCCUGCAGGGUUUGGAGCCGCCACAUCAACAAAUCCUUUCAUGGCACCGAGUGCUGUUCCUCCAGCAUCUGCUCCAACCAAUCCGUUUCAGUCUAAUGGGAGAGCUGCAGCGGCAGCAGCAGGCCUUUUAGGAGCACUGCACAGCCAAGCUUUUCAACAGGCUCACUUUGCUAGUUUUGGCACUGGCUCUUUGAGCAUGCCAGCAGGGUUCGGCGCAACAACUGCCUAUAAUCUUCCAACCAGCUUUAGUGGUACGUUUCAGCAGCCGCCAUUCCCUGGCCAGGCAGCCUUCCCACAGCCACCAGCCUACCCACAGCAGCCCAAUGGUGCCGGGUUUGGAGCUUUUGGGCAAGCAAAGCCUGUUGUAACCCCAUUUGGCCAGGUGAUGGCAGCACCAGGAAUGUCUAGCAAUCCAUUCAUGGCUGGAGCUCUGCCAGGACAGUACCCAUCUGGAAGCUCUUCUACCAAUCCCUUCUUGUAGCCCCUUAAUUGUCACCUGACAAAUAGGAUGUGGUCAUGUGGCAUAUUUUGAGCCUUGUGCACUGUUGUCUUGUUUCACAAACUUAGCUUUAAACUCACAAAAAAAAAAUCUCUCAAACUUUGUAAUUUUUAUUCAAAUGGGGAGAAAAAAAUAAGUAAUAUGUGCAGAAGGAGGACAUGUUCUCCUUGAUAUCUUUAUUUAACCUGUGAACUGGCAAACAAACCACAUAGCCGUAUCAUGUAUGUUGAAACGGGCUAAUAAAUUAUUGCAAAUACCACAUUCAUUAUGCUGCAGUACUGUACAUAUUUUUCUUAGGAAAUUUAGCUAUUUGUGCAUAUCAGUAUUUGUAUCUUUAACACAUGUAUGUUAUGUGAAAAUGUUACUGGGAAAAGAUGGGCUACUGCAGGGUGCUGUAUCUAUUUGAUUAAUAAUCUUUAUUAUAUUGAACAGUUGUGAUCAGUAGGUUUGAAAAGACGGUAUUCAGUUACCAUGUAAAAAGGUAUUUCUUUUUCUGUUAACUAUCAUAUGAAUUGUUUGGCUAGAUCUUGAAAAUACAGUGGGGUGGGAAAUCACCUGUGUUAAAUAUCAUGUUUUCAGGUGGUACAUUUAAUAUGAACAAAAGUAAAACUAAAACUACUUUUGUUGGGUGUUCCAAAAGUUUAAGUUAAUGUGUACAUAUAUAAAUAUAUAUUAAAAUGGAUUUUAACUAAAAAACAAACAAACAAACAAAAACUGCUUAUUCUUUUGUAUAUCUGUACAAAUCAUUCAAUGUUUAACCAUGUUGUAAAAAAAAAGAAAAAAAAAAAGAAGACAUUUUACAGGUUUGGCUUUGCUACAUAGCACUGCUUACAAGUACAGUUCAGUUUAAAUGCUGGCCCUGUAUAACACAAAGUCAACUAUAUUGGCCCAGGGCUAAAAGAAAUAGUAAUGAAAUAUAAAAUAUUUAUCCUUGUUAUAUGUUGUAAUAGCACUUUUCAUCUGCCUUGUAUUUUACUUUUAGAUUAUACUUUUAAUGAUAAUAAAGUUAAAUAAUCUUUUCGUUUUAGAA
Messenger RNA from Acipenser ruthenus (sterlet), 2930 nucleotides. Its product is annotated as arf-GAP domain and FG repeat-containing protein 1-like. The record is from RefSeq and is a predicted model, not a curated record. The coding region runs from base 242 to 1882 and encodes 546 amino acids. Gene Ontology annotation, molecular function: GTPase activator activity. NCBI's taxonomy places the organism in Eukaryota, Metazoa, Chordata, Actinopteri, Acipenseriformes, Acipenseridae. The transcript has 14 exons.